GUGCAUGCAGUGGGUGUUUGUCGUGUAACAAAAGAAGAAAUUGAACCUGUUAUUGUAUUUAAAGAGUCUUCUUGGGAUACAGUUAUUGAAUGUUGAUUUCUGAUGUCUUAGUGAGCAGAUUUUGCUAAUUUACUACACUGACGGUCCAAAAGUGGACAUCUACUGUUCGGGUUUCCUGCAAGCAGAAGUGUGGAUUGAACGUUUUUUAGAUUAAUGUAUUUUUCACUUUUACGCUAACCGAAAAGCAGUAAAUACGCGCAGCGUGCCAUUGUGUGAAAGUCAUGGCGUCCACAAGACCACCAGUUUGUCUCCAGAGGGAAUGGGCCUAUGAAUCGCACAAGCAACCGAUGCAAACUACCGGAGAGUUCGUCAUAUUGACUUACAACAUUCUCAAUCAAGAUCUUUGUCAGGAAACCAAGGAAUUUGGUCAAGACGAUGUGACGAAUGGUGAGCGCCAUGAACUCCUAAUGCAGGAGAUAGACAAUCAUAAUGACGCUGAUGUAGUCUGCAUGCAAGAGGUGAGUUGUAAGUACUAUGGUCAGACACUUUUACCAGCGAUGAAGCAUCGAGGCUACAUUGGUGAUUACAUUCAGCGGCCUAAUGACCGGGCUUCUCACGAUACAAGACCAUGGACCGAUGGUUCGGCAACAUUUCACAAACAGCAACGUUUUCAGUUGAUUAAAAAAAGGAACGGCAAUUUCAGAGACGUUUUUCAGGAAAAUGCGCGAAAUGGAGUUACAGAUGACAAGGAAACAAUGUUGAGCCUUACCGACAGUAGACGCUCAUUUCUAUUUACUUUGUUCCGAUGUCACAAAACCAAGCGUCUCCUCGCCGUUGGUAAUGUUCACCUCAGCUUCGACUUUUUUAAAAGAAUGGAUUUGAUUUCAUUAGAGGUAUCGUUUGCCAUCAACGAACUCAUCAAAUUUUCUGGUGGCUUAGAAACACCGCAUAUCCUGUGUGGCGAUUUCAACCAGGAACCACAUCAUCCCGGGUACCAGCUGCUUCAUGAUAGGUGUUUCAAUCAUUCCAUGACUAAAUACGUACGAAGUUUUGAUCAGAGUGAUAAAGAAACUAACAAGACUGUGUCUUUGAUGGAUAUAUUCAACGAUCAUUUCACACACCCAUCGGCAAGUCUCAGGAGUGCAUACGAAGCAAUACUGGGUCACGAGUUGCCCUUCUCCUGCUAUGAAGACUCCUCUGAUUUGUACCAGACUCCUAAGAGAGAUCGUCCCAGUGAUGCUGUUAAGAUGAUGUUUGAUGCAAUCCCUAGUCACCCUAAGGUUUAUCGAAACGAUCCUGAAACGUACGGAUCUGCGAAGUACAUUGCGACUCUUGACUACAUUUGGUUUAGCUCAGACGUAUUGCAGUGUAAUGGUGUGCUGAAGAUGGUUGAUGAACACUUGAUCACUCCGUUUGCUACUUGUCCCAACCCGAGCUUUCCAUCAGAUCACCUCCUACUCAAAGCAAGAUUUGAUUUUCUCACACCACCAUAAACCAACUCAUCAGACACACAUGUGUACACCAUUGAACAAGUUUGGUUUUUUGUUCUAUCAGUUUGCCGCCGUUAACUCCCGUAAACCUCUGUACAUCACCGUUACGUCUCACUGUGUUGAUUGAAGUGAUUUCCCCGGUAACAAUUUGUAAGUGUGAACUUAGUAUGGUCUAUAACUGUUAUAAUUGAACAUUAUCAAUGUGGUGCAACGAAUUUGUUCUAGCCUUUACUAAUUGUUUUCUUUUAUCUUUCCGGUAACCUUGCAUUUUCUUUAAUCGUUCCAAAAACCUCUAAUUGCUUGUUUUCUUUUAAUACCCCUCUUGGAUUCUUGAUUUCUUGGGUCAAUUAUGUAUUUAUAUAUUAUUUAUCUCUUGAUUAUUUGUUAUUUUAGUUCACCUUCGAGUCCUCGCUGAGUUAUAAAAUAAAAUACCGGGUUGAUUGACACAAUAUUUGUCUACCGACUGUCCAUUGUUUGCAUCGUAUACCGACUGUCCAUUGUUUGCAUCGUAUACCGACUGUCCAUUGUUUGCAUCGUAUACCGACUGUCCAUUGUUUGCAUCGUAUACCGACUGUCCAUUGUUUGCAUCGUAUACCGACUGUCCAUUGUUUGCAUCGUAUACCGUGGCAUAAUUCUUUAAGUGAAUUCAAAUAAAACCGUUAAUUUUCCUGUCAUUUAUUUCUGAUAUAUGUAUUGAACAUCAAUAAAAAUGUGUUUUGUUUAUCAAAUAAAUGCUGUCGCUCAGGAAGAGACUGCAUCGUAUUCGAAAAGGAUGAAUUUAUUAAGUAUUAACAAUUGUAUAACACAGUUGUAUACGUUUAUCAAUAAGUGGUGUUAAUUAAAAUGUGAUAUACAUAACAUCCUGCAUAUAACGAGUGAGCAAAAUUAGACCAACGGAUGCAACUUUUCUUGUACUAUCGUGACUAAUAAUAACAGGCGUAUAAUUGCAUUAACAACAUAGAUUAGGGAUAAAGGGGUAGCGACAGGGUCGUGGCCGUGGGAUAGAGCCCCGAGCCGAAGGCGAGGGCAACAGUGCAUGAAGGAACUUUUGACAGCAAAGUCACUAUCUCCUAUGCUAUUUAAUACAAUGGGACUAGUUCCAAAAGAGGUCUCUGGUAAGUUUGAAAUCUUCAAUACAACAUUAUUAGAGGCACUGGACGCUUUUGGUAGUUACUCCAAAUAAUUGUUAGCAUAGAAACUUACUAGGUAACGGGCAAUGGAG
Messenger RNA from Asterias rubens (European starfish), 2712 nucleotides. Its product is annotated as CCR4-NOT transcription complex subunit 6-like. Gene Ontology annotation, cellular component: CCR4-NOT complex; nucleus; cytoplasm. The record is from RefSeq and is a predicted model, not a curated record. Lineage: Eukaryota; Metazoa; Echinodermata; Asteroidea; Forcipulatida; Asteriidae. Gene Ontology annotation, molecular function: poly(A)-specific ribonuclease activity. The transcript has 9 exons. Bases 282 to 1493 code for a protein of 403 amino acids. Gene Ontology annotation, biological process: nuclear-transcribed mRNA poly(A) tail shortening.